AUGAAUCCUAAGAAGAUCAAAGCAGUGAUGGAUUGGCCUGCCCCUAGAAAUGUUAAGGAAAUACGAUUUGUUAGAUAUUCCAGCUUCUACAGAAAACUCAUAGGAAGCUUCUCUAAGGUGAUGGCACCAAUUACGCAGUUGACAAAGAAAGGAAUGCCCUUUUGGUUACCUGAGGCACAGAUUGCCUUUAGUAAGCUAAAGACUCUUUUCACUUCUGCACCAAUAACGGCACAUACUGAUCCUGAACCUCAUUUUAUAAUCAAAGUGGAUGCCUCAGACAUUGGAGCUAUCCUUUCUCGGCAAAAAGGAUAA
Messenger RNA from Rana temporaria (common frog), 312 nucleotides. RefSeq lists its product as uncharacterized. The transcript has a single exon. The coding region runs from base 1 to 312 and encodes 103 amino acids. The record is from RefSeq and is a predicted model, not a curated record. Lineage: Eukaryota; Metazoa; Chordata; Amphibia; Anura; Ranidae.